Messenger RNA from Blepharisma stoltei, 828 nucleotides. NCBI's taxonomy places the organism in Eukaryota, Ciliophora, Heterotrichea, Heterotrichida, Blepharismidae. The record is from the annotation of a GenBank genome assembly.
AUGAGAAUCGAAGAAUCAAGCUCAGAGCUCUUAUCAUUUAACUCAAUAAGCACUCAAGUAUUAUCCAAUAUAUCUAUAGAGCAAUACAAAGAAUUAAAUACUGAAUUUAAGACAAAUAAAAACAACGAGCUACUCAAUAGAAUGAUACUAAGAUUGCUAAUAAAGAAGGUUGUUCCUGCAGGAAUUAAUAGGCCUCUUCAUUUGAUAAUAAGCAAAAUAAUAGACGAAUUCAUGUUUGAUGAACUCGAAUUUGCCUUAUGGACUAUUUACUUAGAAAAUAUAUCAUGAAAGAGGGCAAAAAAUUGCAAUGAAGACAUUUUAAGGUUUGCAGCAUUUAAAGCAAAACUAGAGCUCGAUAAUGCAGAACCAUAUUUCACACACUUAUCUCAAAAAUACCCAAAUUUUAAACUAAGAUACCAGAAAUGAACUCAAAAAAAUAAAAAUAUCUUUGCUGCUAGUAUAUCAGAUAUGAAUAAUAAAUUCAAAGAGCUUACAGCAAUAGCCGAUCUGGACAAAGAACUAGAAGCUAUAAAUUUCGCAUUUUUCUCAGAGUAUAUUAUGAGACCUCCUGAGUUUAAUUUCGAAGAUGAAGCAGAAUCCAAUGAAGAUAUCGAAAAUAGAAGCGGUUUUGAUUUCCAAUCAUGCUCAGCUAAAAAAUACAUAAAAAUCAAUGAUGAAAUUGAAGAAUCAGUAGAUUUAACUAGCUUCAGAAGAUCGUCAAGCAUUGAAGGGAGCACAUCUUCAAGUGAAGACAAUGAUUCUGAGUUGCUUUAUAGAAACUCACAUUUAGAUUGGGAUCAUUCUGUAUCGAAAAAGGAUAACUUUUAA